This is a messenger RNA of Sceloporus undulatus (fence lizard), 1978 nucleotides long. RefSeq names its product exostosin-like 2. Lineage: Eukaryota; Metazoa; Chordata; Lepidosauria; Squamata; Phrynosomatidae. Bases 408 to 1403 code for a protein of 331 amino acids. Gene Ontology annotation, cellular component: membrane. The transcript is spliced from 5 exons. Gene Ontology annotation, molecular function: glycosyltransferase activity. The record is from RefSeq and is a predicted model, not a curated record.
GAGCCAAUGGAGUCUGAGGCCAAGGCAGGCAAGCAAAGGGUGGGCGGCCUUUCCUUCCCAGCAUCCUGGGGGCCUGGAGGAAGAGGAGGAGCCCUGGCCUUAAUCCCCCAGGAAGGAGGGAAGGGGCCAUUGGUUCAUCAUCAUCACCCUGCUUUCCCUCCCUCGUCUCGCCUUGCCAUGGCUGCCUCCGGCUGCAGAUGAGCCAAGCGGGGCAGCAUCCCUGCUUUUGACCCAGAGGGCAUGUGGGUGGUGUGAAUUCGCACUCAGAUCCCAAGGCUGCAGAAGUUUAUUUUCUAGUGGGAUUGUGAAAGUGUGUAACUGUGAAUGACUUCAUCUUCCAGCUGAGGAAAAAAAAUAUCUGUUAAACAUAGAGUUCCCUGGCACACUAAUAACCUUCCAGUGAAGGGAUGAGGUUUUAUCAUACCUGCAAGCUACCUGGAAGAAUUAUGGGGAUCCGGCUACUUCACUUUUCCUCUGUUGUGAUCCUUUUGUUGCUUCUGGUGGCGGGUGCCUUAACUGCUUUGCUGCCAAAUAUUAAGGAAGAUAAAAUGCUUACCCUGCGAAGGGAAAGAAAAUCCCAGAGCCAGCCUGCCUCAGACUCAUUUACUCUCAUUAUGCAGACAUACAAUAGAACCGAUUUGCUCUUGAAGCUUUUGAAUCAUUAUCAAGCUGUCCCUCAUUUGCACAAAGUGAUUGUCAUAUGGAAUAAUGUUGGGGAGAAAACACCUGAGGAAACCUGGAACUCCCUGGGGCCACAUCCUAUCCCAGUUAUCUUCAAAGUGCAAACAGCGAAUCGCAUGAGGAACAGGCUUCAGGUUUUCCCUGAGUUGGAAACAAAAGCUGUUUUGAUGAUGGAUGAUGAUACCCUAGUUAGUGCCUAUGACCUAGUUUUCACUUUCUCCAUUUGGCAGCAAUUUCCAGAUCAAAUAGUGGGAUUUGUUCCUAGAAAGCAUGUACCCAGUCCUUCAGGGAUAUACAGCUAUGGAAGCUUUGAACUGCAGAGUCCUGCCAUCGGAAGUGGGGAUCAGUAUUCAAUGAUUCUAAUCGGAGCAGCUUUCUUCAACAGUGAAUACCUAGAACUCUUUCAAAAACAGCCUGAAGCUGUUCACGCCAUGAUAGAUGAAACUCAAAAUUGUGAUGAUAUUGCCAUGAACUUCCUAGUGGCCAAACAUACUGGGAGGCCCUCAGGCAUCUUUGUAAAGCCAGUAGAUAUCAGAAAUUUAGAAAAAGAGAGUAACACUGGCUAUUCCGGAAUGUGGCAUCGGCCUGAACACUUGCUCCAGAGGUCUUACUGCUUAAACAAAUUGGUUAAUAUCUAUGGUAACAUGCCCUUAAAAUACUCUAAUGUAAUGAUUUCCCAGUUUGGUUUCCCAAACUAUGCAAAUCACAAGAAUAAAAUGUAGAAAUGUACUGCAAGGUAAUGCUUCAACUUGCUUCCCAGCAAACAAAGCAGAGAAGUAAGUAAGGGAUCUGUAGGCUGUACAUUAUUUGGAGCUUGCUUCCGCAAAAGCUCUUUGGGGAUGUGAGGUCUGGGUAAAGUGUUCCAUCUCUGUGCUCAGCAUGCAAAAGCGUCUUCAGUUGGCUUUGUCACUCAUCCCCAUUUCAGUCAAACUAACGUACUUGCAUGAAGACAAAAUGUCCCUGAAAUGCAGGUGCAUUCACAUGAUCAGUGUUGCUAAUACAUCUCCUGCCAAAAAAGAUGAACACCAACAAAAAUAUUUAGUACUAGCCCACUGAUCUGUGUGUAUUGAUGUAAGUUACUUGUGACUUGAAAGAAGAACCACCUUUAAAAUAACAUUUUCCCUUGCAGUUCAUAAUUAAUACUGACAAUUUAGCUGACUACAAGCCUACAUGACACUUCAUUCAUGGUAAGUUCUGCCAAUAUCACUUUAAUUUAACCCAUUGGAAAUAAGAAAGAAAGGAUCUUGAGAGUAUUUAGGAGCUGUGACUACAUAUGCAGUGAAAUCAUUCUCCCUGC